Loxodonta africana (African savanna elephant) is the source of this 13845-nucleotide messenger RNA. Its product is annotated as guanine nucleotide-binding protein subunit alpha-15. Bases 900 to 3155 code for a protein of 751 amino acids. Gene Ontology annotation, biological process: regulation of metabolic process; adenylate cyclase-activating G protein-coupled receptor signaling pathway; action potential. The transcript has 8 exons. Gene Ontology annotation, cellular component: cytoplasm; plasma membrane; heterotrimeric G-protein complex. The record is from RefSeq and is a predicted model, not a curated record. Gene Ontology annotation, molecular function: sphingosine-1-phosphate receptor activity; G-protein beta/gamma-subunit complex binding; G protein-coupled receptor binding. Lineage: Eukaryota; Metazoa; Chordata; Mammalia; Proboscidea; Elephantidae.
GCUGCAACAAUGGGCUCAAGCAUAGCAACGAUUGUGGGGUGGCGCAGGACCGGGCAGUGUUUCGUUCUGUUGUGCACGGCGUUGCUAUGAGUUGGAGCUGACUCAGCGGCACCUAACAACAGCGGCAACACAGUUGUAAUUGCUUUAAUAGUCAUUGUUAACCAGUUGCCGCCGUAUGGAUCCCAACUCAUGACAACUCCAUGUGUUUCAGAGUACAAGUACCCUCUGUAUGGUUUUCAUGGCCGUGACCUUUCGGAAAUAAAUCUCCAGGCCUUUCUUUCGAGCUGCCUCUGAGCGGGCUCAACCACCAACCUUCUGUUUAGUAGCUCGGUACUUAACUGUUUUCACUAUCCAAGGAGUCCAACAACAAUAGUGUUAUGAUGAGCAUCUCCAACUGACUUGGAGGAGGGUGAGUAAGUGGUGGGGGGGGACAGCGGGAGAAGCGUUAGAGGCCCCAGGAGGAGAGUGUCCACCCCUUCUCCGGAAUGAGGAAGGAGAGCCCAGCGGAAACCGCCGGGACCCAGACUGCUGUUGGGGUUUUUUCUUGACGCCACCCCGCCCUCGCCGGGGGCACCCAUCUCACCUCUUGGGGUGCCUUUCACCCAGCAACCUGUCUGGCUGGGUCUGGGCAGGUCUAGUGAUGGGCGGGGAGCCCUGAGCCUCCCCACCUCUCCUGCCCCUCCUCUGGCCCCUCCCUGUUCCCAGACUCAAGCGCCUCUGAGUUGGGCUCCCCGGAAGCCUGAGACAAGGAAGUCAGGGGACCUGGGGGGGUGACCCCCAAGAAGGCAUCUCCUUUGCAUGCGGCUGCCUGGAGCCCUCCCUGGAACCAGCCAGCGUGGGGUGCCCUCCCCGUGGGGGCCGGGGGGCCAUGCCGCCUGGCACCCUCUGAGGCCCACACCAUGGCCCGGGCGCUGACCUGGCGCUGCUGCCCCUGGUGCCUGACGGAGGAUGAGAAGACGGCUGUCCGGAUCGACCAGGAGAUUAACAAGAUCCUUCUGGAACAGAAGAAGCGGGAUCGUGGGGAGCUGAAGCUGCUGCUGCUGGGCCCCGGCGAGAGCGGGAAGAGCACAUUCAUCAAGCAGAUGCGGAUUAUCCACGGGGCGGGCUACUCGGAGGAGGACCGCCAGGGCUUCCGGCCACUGGUCUACCAGAACAUCUUCAUCUCCAUGCAGGCCAUGAUUGAGGCCAUGGACCGGCUGCAGAUCCCCUUCGGCAGGCCUGAGAGCAAGCACCACGCCAGCCUGGUCAUGAAGCAGGACCCCUACAAAGUGACCACAUUCGAGAAGCGCCAAGCACUGGCCAUGCAGUGGCUGUGGAAGGACCCGGGCAUCCGCACCUGCUAUGAGCGGCGGCAUGAGUUCCACCUGCUGGACUCAGCCAUGUACUACCUGUCCCACCUGGAACGCAUCACUGAGGAGGGCUACAUCCCCACGGCACAGGAUGUGCUCCGCAGCCGCAUGCCCACCACUGGCAUCAAUGAAUACUGCUUCUCUGUGCAGAAAACCAACCUACGGAUCGUGGACGUCGGGGGCCAGAAGUCGGAGCGCAAGAAGUGGAUCCACUGCUUUGAGAACGUGAUUGCACUCAUCUACCUGGCCUCGCUGAGCGAGUACGACCAGUGCCUGGAGGAGAACAACCAGGAGAACCGCAUGAAGGAGAGCCUGGCCUUGUUCGGCACCAUUCUGGAACUGCCCUGGUUCAAAAGCACAUCUGUCAUCCUCUUCCUCAACAAGACUGACAUCCUUGAGGAGAAGAUCCCCACCUCCCACCUGGCCACCUACUUCCCCAGUUUCCAGGGACACCUGUGCCUUUCAUGGGACAUCUGGCUAGUAGAGUUGCCUCCACCACCUCCUCCCCAUGGCCAGGGGCCACCAUUGUCUCGGGCCUCACCACCACCCUGGGGGUACCUCGAACAUAACAGGAAAUUUCAAACAACAGGAAACAGCCGGGGCAAGGCAGUAGCUCCACCCUGCCCGGCCCAGCCACACCGGGCGGCAGUCUGCCCCGGGCCCGCUAUGAAUGCUACAGGGUACCCGGUGGUGGCCCCUGAGUUCUGCCAGCAGCUGGCAGACGAGGGGCACAGCCGGCUCAUCCUGCUGCACUAUAACCACUCGGGGCGCCUGGCCUGGCGCGGGGGGCCUGAGGACAGCGGCCUGGGGGCCCUGCGGGGCCUCUUCGUGGCUGUGAGCUGCUUGGUGGUGCUGGAGAACCUUCUAGUGCUGGCUGCCAUCACGACCUGUAUGCGGUCCCGGCGCUGGGUCUUCUACUGCCUGUUCAACAUCACGAUGAGCGAUCUGCUCACAGGUGUGGCCUACCUGGUCAACGUCUUGCUCUCGGGCGCCCGCACCUUCCACCUGACACCCACCAUGUGGUUCUUUCGGGAGGGCCUGCUCUUCACAGCCCUGGCCGCGUCCACCUUCAGCCUUCUGUUCACCGCCAGCGAGCGCUUUGUGACCAUGGUGCACCUGGUGGCCGAGAGCCGGACCACGAAGAAGGGUCGAGUCUUCAGCUUCAUCUUUCUGUGCUGGCUGUUGGCCGCGCUGAUGGGGCUGCUGCCAAUGCUGGGCUGGAACUGUGUGUGCACCUUUCAGCGCUGCUCCAGCCUCCUCCCGCUCUAUGCCAAGGAGUACAUCUUCUUCUGCGUGGUCGUCUUCGCCCUCAUCCUGGCUGCCAUCACCGUGCUCUACGGUGCCAUCUUCAGGCUGGUGCGGCUCAACGGUCGCCAGGCCCCGCGGUCCCGCCGGAUGCUCCGCACCGUGCUCAUGAUCCUGGUGGCCUUCAUCGUGUGCUGGGGACCGCUCUUCUGCCUGCUGCUGGCCGACAUCUUCGGCUCCAACAUCUGGGCCCAGGAGUACCUGCGGGGCAUGGACUGGAUCCUCACGCUGGCCGUGCUCAACUCUGCAAUCAACCCCAUCAUCUACUCCUUCCGCAGCCGCGAGGUGUGCAGGGCUGUGCUGGCCUUCCUGUGCGGGGGCUGUCUGUGGCUCGGCAUUCGAGGCCCUGGGGACUGCCUGGCCCGCGCCGCCGAGGCCCACUCCGGCGCCUCCACCACUGACAGCUCGCUGAGGCCCAGGGACAGCUUCCGGGGCUCCAGGUCGCUCAGCUUCCGCAUGCGGGAGCCCCUGUCCAGCAUCUCCAGCGUCAGGAGCAUCUAGGGCCAAGGCGGGGGUGACAGGACAGCCGCCAGGCGUGUGCCUACGCGGUGUCCUCCUUCGGCAGAAGAGGGGGGCCUGGGGCCAGCGGGUUCAGGAGAGGCGUGCGAGAGAAGGGGUCUGCCGGGCCCUGAGGCCCUCCGGAGGCCUCCCCUGAUACCGAGCAGGUUUCCGGUCGUCUCCGUGGAGGAGAGGACUGCGCGUUGGAGUAGAGAGCACUCCGGAGGCGGGCCAGUGGGUUUGCCUGCAGCCCGGCGCCUGUGUGAUUCUGGGGAGUCCUGGCCCCAGGCUGCGAGGGGCAGGCUGUGGGUUUGAUGCCCUGGCAACAAUGACAUUCGAUGACGGUAUGACAUGCCGAGGUCUCCCUCUUAUUCAUGCGUGUGUGUGCGUGCUGAGGGGCCAUGUGUGGGGCCGAGAGCCGGCAGCGUGCGGGUGGGUGUGGCCCCAGCCGGAGGGUGGGCAGUCUGGGCUUGGGGGUGUGACUGUGAGGACAAGGGGGCGUGGGGGUGCGUGCGUCUGCGAGUGGAUGGGUACCCUCCCUCGCGUGUGAGAGAUGGAGACGGAGAGGGACAGGAGAGAGACAGAGAAGGAGGGAAAGAGAGAAAGAGGGGGAGAGAGGGACAGGGAGAGAGGGAGAGACAGGCAUCUGGGGCGCCGUGUGUUUCUGACUCUGUGUGAGUGCGUCUGUGUGUACGAUGUUUCUGAACGUGUGUGCUUAGGCGAACUAGUACCUCGGGGUGUGCCCGUGAGUGUGUGCCCUGAGUGUAACAUAAAUAGUAGACAAUGUUCAUAUGUCUGCGUGUGCACAGACACCUGCGUGUCGGUUCUCUCGUGCGAGGGCGUGUGUGCGUGUGUGUGCACACGGGCGUGUGCAUGCCUGUGUGCGUGUAUGUCAGCACGUGUUGUGCAUGCAUGUUUGGGUGCGUGUGCAUGUGUGUCACCAAUCACUCUCACCAUGUGUCUGGUCCGGCCGUUGGAGACUUCCCAGGCCCGCCCCUUCUAGCUCACUUCCCCUUUCCCUUCCCCUCCCCUGACCUCAGGCUGGGGGCCCCCAGGCUCCUCCCCCACCCCCCAGGAGUUGUCCAGCCAAUUUUUCACAAACUGAAGCUAAAUUGGUCCGCGGGCUCUGGUCUCUGUCUUUCCAGGUCUCAGCCUGGGAACUGGCAGAGGGGCUGCCUGGCCCACCUGGCCUGGGGGAAUCUGGCCCACUCUUCUAGCUUUCCCUUCAGUGCCAUCUGUAAAAUGGGCUCGUGGCAGCACCUAUGACCCGAGGUACACACCCAGAGCUGGUCAUUGUGCUGGGCUUUCAGUGGUCCCAUAACAUGUCCUGCGAUGUCCCGUACGGCAGCCACCAGCCUGUGUGUGUGACUGCUGAGCACUUGACAGGUGGCCAGGGCAACUGAAGAACUGAACUUUUAACUUUAUUUAAUGUCCAUUAAUUUAUGUUUAAAUAUCCCCAUGUCGUUGUUGCUGGGUGCUGUGGGGUCUAUUCCAACUUACAGCAACUCCAUGUGACAGGGUAGAACUGCUCCAUGGGGUUUCCAAGGCUGUAAUUGAUCCUUACGAGAGCAGAUUGCCAGGUCUUUCUACCGUGGAGCCACUGGGCGCCUGCACUGUCUGUCAUUCUUCACUCGACUGUCACCUGCCCAUCCUCCAAGUCUCAGCUGAGGCACCACCUCCUCCGUGAAGCCUUCCCCAGUUUCUCCUCCCUAGGCCUCCUCUGGGCUCCCUCAGCUGCCUAUGCACCCCCUAUUGUGGCUCUGCCUGGCCUGCGUCUUCUCUCAUUUUCCUCCUGAUUGCUGCCUUCUCAACCUUCAGGUCUCAGCUGAAGUACCACCUCCUUCAGGAAGGCUCCCCUGAUUUCCUCUCCUCCCUAGGCCUCCUUGUGGCUCCCCCAGCUGCCUGUGUGCCCCCCCAUUAAGGCUCUGAUAUCCCCUAGUUAUAUAUCCACCUCCUCCAGUGGACUGUGAGUUCCAUGAGGUGGAGACUGUAGCUUUGUCUUGGUCAUCUCUGUGUCCCCGGCACCCAGCCCAGCACACAGUAGUCGCUCAACAGCCAGAGCUCUGGGAGAACUGCACCCAGCAGCCCGCCUGUGGCUGAGCCUUGGAAGUCUCUUUCUUCUCCUCCUUCUCCACUCAGCCUCUUUCCUGGUGGCAGCAGGACUGUCCUCAAGAGCCCUGACUUGUGCUGGCUGGAAAACUCAGUGGCUAACAAUGACCCCUGUGCUGGCAUCUGUAACAAUUGCUGCUCCUUAGCUCUGCCACAAACCAUGGGCCUCAGUUUCCUUAUCCGUAAAAUGGGAAUGGUGGUAGCCCCUGCCCUCCUGGGUUGCUGUGAGGAUUUGGCAAGAUCGGGCACAUAAAGACCCUGGCACUUAGCAAGUGUUCACGAAAUGGGACGUGUGCGCGUAUGUUUUAAAGAAUAACAAUAACGACAAACCCUUAUGUAUUGCCUGGUGCCUGGCAUUGUUCUAAGCAGUUUGUAUUAACUCAUUUAAUCCUCAUGAAACCCCUAUAAGGUGCUGUUAUGGGUUGAAUUGUGUCCCCUAAAAAGAUACGCUGGAGUCCUAACCCCCGGUACCUGUAAAUGUGACCUUGUUUGGAAACAGGAUCUUUGCAGAUGGUAUCGGUUAAAUUCACAGGAUGUCAUACUGAGUAGGGUGGGCCCUAAUCCCACCUGAGUGGUGUCUUAUGAAAAAGGAGAGGGGACUCAGGGAAAAAGAGAAGGCAGACAACCACGCGAAGGUGAACCUGCGAGCCUAGGAAUGCCUCGGGCCACCAGAAGAUGGAAGAGGCAAGGAAGGACCCUUCCCUAGAGCCUUCUGAGGGAGCGCAGCCCUUCCAAUGCCCUGAAUUCUGAUUUCUGGCCUCCAGAACUGUGAGACAAUAAACUUCUGUUGUUUAAAGCCACCCCCUUUGUGGUUCUUUGUUAUGACAGCCUUAAAAAGCUAAUGCACGUUGUUACUGUUAGACGCUCCCAAGUUGACUCCGACUCAUAGCCACCCGGGGCAGAUUACCCAGUACGCACGGUGUGCACCGCUUUGCAUUGAGCAAGGUACGAAGGUACGAAAUUGUAUUUACUUGCUAAUCUGUGGUGAGCAAUUUCACACGGGUUUCAUCAUAUAGUUGACGUGGUAGUGGACAGGUGAAAUUAUGCACUGCAGAUCGGUGGGAAGGCACAAUUGGGCCAGUGCAUACCUUGCUUAUUAGGUAAUCUGGCCCUGAAGCCACCCCACGUAUAACAGAAUGAAACGUUGCCUGGUCCUGUGCCAUCCUCAUAAUUGUUGCUGUGUUUGAGCCCAUUGUUGCAGUCGUUAUGUCAACCCAUCUCAUUGAGGAUCUUCCUCUUUUUCUCUGACUCUCUGCUUUACCAAGCAUGAUGUCCUUCUCCAGGCAUUAGUCCCUUCUGAUAACAUGCAUUAGAAUGCUCCUUGGAAGCAAGGAACACAGGUACGUACCGCCAUUAACCCCAUUUGAAAGAUGGAGAAACUGAGGCACAGAGAGGUAGUCAGGUGACUAGCCUUAUGCAGGUAAGAAGAGAGGUCUCAAGCCCUUUUAGGAGGCAACCAUAUUAGAGCCUGGGCUGUCAACUCGCUGAGGGCCAGAGCUGCAAUCUUCUGCAUCCUCCAGCCUCAGUCUUCCCAUCUGUACAAGGGGUGGAGUGGCUGAUAGUCUUUAAGUACCACUGGUCCUGAGACCUGGAUUCCUAGAGAUGCCGAAGUGUCUUAGUUAUCUCGUGCUGCAUAACAGAAACACCAUAAAUGAUGGACUUUAACAAACAGAAAUUUAUUUUCUCACAGUUUAGGAGGCUACAAGUCUGAAUUCAGGAUGUCAGCUCUGGGGGAAGGCUUUCACUCUGUCGGCUCUGGAGGAAGGUCCUUGUUCCUUUCAGCUUCUGCUCCUGGGCAAUCUUCAUGUGUCUUGGCAUCUCUCUUCCCCCAUCUCUGCUUCUCUCACGCCUGCUUACUCUCUUUUAUAUCUCAAAAGAGAUUGACUCAAGACACACCCUAUAUUAAUCCUCUUAUUAACAUAACAAAGACAGCUCAUUCCCAAACGGGAUAUAACCACAGGUAUACCCUGUUAAAAUCAUUGCCGCACGUCUGGGGUCUUAAACGCUAGCAAGUGGCCACCUAAAAUGCAUCAAUUGGUCUCAACCCACCUGGAUCAAAGGAGAAUGAAGAAUACCAAGGUGUCGGGGACAGCCCCAGCAAGGAAAGACCCUCGCUGCACAUCCUGGCAGAUAAUCUGAAGAACUGACAAAUAGCCCUUUCCAGACUCAUACGUUCAGGGAAACUUACUGGCACGGGCAAGCUGCUGCUCUCCAGUGGCGGCCGGCUGGAGUAUUUUCCACAACCACCUGGCAAGGGACCCAAGCUUAUAUACCAUUCCAGCUGGGACCAAGGUUCAUCGUUUUCUCCCACGUCCUUGGGCAGUCAGUGUUCCCAGGGACUUCAUGUCCAGGCCCAGAUGUUUUCCUUCUUGUUGCUACGGCAUUCUUUGGCCUUGGCCACUGGCCCAGUCAUGCCACUCCCGGCCUUGUACAUUAGCCCAAGUCCAUCCCGAAUUCAACCCCAGCACGCUUCAGGGGAGAGCAAAGCUGAUUCCAUUAGGGGAGGAUGCAUAUAGCUGAAUAACAUUACCUUACAGUCCACCCCUGCAUACCCUCCUAUUGUCCUUACCAUCUUACGGCCCCCUCUUCUGUGAUAGCCCUCGGACUUGGCAUGCAGAGGAGCGUUGCAAAGCCAGACCACAUUCUCAGUAUAACCAGCAACACAGGAACAGACAUAGUAGUAAGAGUCCCAAUAUCACCCAGAAGCCUGUGCGCCAGGCGGACGGGAGGGAUUGCAGCCAGCUGGAGACAGGGUCAGCAGCGUCAUGUUUGAUAGAAGUGUGGUGUUGCUGCAAGUCCUACAGAGCCAAAGACGCAUUUUUAGAGGCAUCGGGGCUAUACAUGCAACAUUCAACUUUUAUCAUGGCAUAGGUGCCACCAUAGGUGGCAGUCAGGAUGUCAAGGGCCAUCCUACUCUGAAGGACGACCUUCCGUAUUUGUUGAGUCACCCUAUUCAGAAGGGUGCUAGCCCACCUGGUGGUGUUAAGUGCAGCUGUGGUGUGUCUGGCUAGCACCCCUACCUGCCAGUCCACAUCUACAGUGGUGGCCUGGGAUGAGAACAGGGACGAGGGGCAAAACCACCACGAUGCGCACUGGUAUCUGUGCUGGACUGUUACAGUUUGCCAGUUGUGGUGUAAAUACCAACAGCUAUGUACAGCCGCCCAGGUGCAGUUCCCCACCCAGUUGUAGGGCAGUUAUGGCCACCCAUGGAAGCCGCAUGUCCAAAGCCACCCUUGGGUGAUGGGCAUGCCCCUGCCCAUAGGCUUUGCUUUUGCUUCCCUAACCAACUAUUGGCAACAACUAGCAGGGUUCUAGCACACUGUUAUUGGGGGUCCAACCCAUCACUCUGAGGGGACAAGAGGUAUUAGUCCCAUUCCGAUGCUCCCAGUAAAGGGAAGCUUGGCCCUUUAUAAGGACUUGCUUCCACCUGCAGUCAGGCAUUAUACACUGCGCAUGACUUUCUCCAACAUGCGGUACCUCUCUUCCGCUCCACGCCACAACCGGGACCGAAUUCCCAGUGGCACUCUCUCAUUGCUUUGCUGUGGCCACAGGCCCUACCCGUACCCCUCGGGGUAACAGGGUAUGUCCAGUUGGCACGGCUGACCUUGUAUUAACACUCCUAAAGCCUGUAUUUGUUUUCCAGCGAACUUCGCCUGCUGGAAGGCCUCCUCUUCCUUUGUCUCUCAGUCCCACACUGCCCUUUUUUCACAUUCUCUGUCUCUCUUCUUAUACCCUCGCUUUCUAGAACUCUUCCUAGUUUCACUUGUCUCUCUCUCUCAUUCUCUUCCCCUCUAGCCCCCCAUAUCGCUUUCUCAUCCAAUCUUUUUGUUUCUCUCCUUCAGUCUCACUUCUUUUUUCGCUAACCUAUAUAGGGGCCGUAGGGUGUGGGCUAUGUGGGGUACUAAGGGGUGCUAGUACCCCAAGAACAGGAGCCCGUCAAUUGCCUGUAGUUGCUUCACAGUUUCUGGGCAUGGGUAGGCUUGGACUUUAUCUAUCGCUGCUUCAGGCAUCACUUGUGUCUUACCCAACUACAAAACACCCAAGUACCUGACCGACACACCAGGCCCCUGCGUUCUUCCCUCAUUCACUGCCCAUCCCCGCAACUGGAAGUGCAUGACUACUUCACUAACUGCAGUCUGCAAAGAAGCAAACAGUCAAAGGUCAGCAUGACAUCAUCAAUAUAGUGGAAUACAGCCACCUCAGCAAGGGGAAUCCACCACUUGAGGUCAGUGGCAACCACGCCAUGGCAUAUGGUGGGACUGCGCAGGUAUCCUUGUGGGAGCACGGUGAAGGCCCACUGCCUCACUUCCCGACUGAAGGCAAACUGGUCCUGGCUGUCUGGGUGUAGAGGGAUGCUAAAGAAAGCAUUAGCCAAGUGGUAAGUGUCCAAUGCCUCCCCCAUUUGCCCCAUCAUCUGCGCGAUGUUGAGUACAGCUGCAAACAAGAGGGGAGCCACCUUAUUCAAUUCCCAGUAGUCUACCGUCAUUCUCCAGGAGCCGUCCGGCUUGUGCAUUGGCCAGACAGGACUAUUGAAGGGGCUCUCGGCUGGUCUCAGAAUCCCCACUGGGUGUAGCUCCUUCACGGCCUCAGUGAUUUCUUGGUGCCCACCAGGGAGGCAGUGCUGCUUAAGGGCCAUGACCUGAGCUGGGGAGUGCAACUGCACAGGGAACCAUUUAGCAUUACCCUGUACUACAGGUUUUACGGCUUUCACUUGCAGGCAGAACUCACCGGAGGUCUGCAGCUCCAGCCCCAACAAGGUAUCUCUGCCCAGAAUGAAUUCCAGUAUCAGGGCAUGGGAAGGCCUUUGGGGGUAGCCUUCUAAGCUGCAGCACUAGUUUGAUUUGCUGCACCCUGACACCCCCACCCCCGUAUCCAUCGAUAGCUGUUUAGUGGCCCUUUAAAGCUAUUUGGGUUACCAUACAUCAGGCUGCAUUCUGCCCCAGUGUCUACCAAAGUCAAAACAUGUUGCUUGUUGGUGAGGGUCCAGCGUAUGAUCAUUUCAAUGUGUGGCCUCCGGUCCCCUGUCACCCAGCGGAGGGCUUCCUGCACCUGCGGUGCACCUUGGCCACACCUCUAGUCCAGGGAUGAGGGAGAUUCCCACCCCUUGGUCGGGGAGCCUGAGGCUUGGCCUCCUCUCGUGGGCUCUGGUCAGAGCCUUUGCGGAACUCAGAUCUUUUGUCAGGAACAAUUUUACACCAAAGACACACAUUUUAUAGAAUAGACAGUUUGAUCAAACACACGGCACAAAUAAAUGCCCUUGCAGGGAACUGCUGCACUGAGACCCCAGACUGCUUGUCUGAGAUGCAUGGUCCGGGCUGGGGUUGUCUCCUCCCCUCCCAUCAGCCAUUUAAACCUGUCCAUUGAAGUGCUCAACUGCCCCUAUGUCUUGGGGUGAUAAAGAGUAUGAAGAGUUCGUUCAAGAUCCAGCGGAAGCCUCUGUAUAGGAUAAAAUGCCCCGAUACGAUUUACCUGCUGAGAACACCCUGGCCUGUUGGCUGAGGAAUCUGUCCCUGCACAGGUUUAGUCUUGGCCAGGGUCUUGUAGGCAGGUCAGCUUUCCUGUGCUAUCCAACGUUUUCUGAUGACAGUGGCAGUCCAUGCGUGUAGGGCAAGUCUAGGAGGGUGCGUGAAUUCCAUGGGCAGUCCUCUCUUACAUCCAGGAGGUGGUCGAUUGCACAUCUCUUUACCCUGGAGCAGACAAUGCUUCAGCCUCUGCAGUCAGCUGGUAAGACCGGUCUGCUCGUUGGCUGUUUUCCACUCUCAGCACAGGGGCUUUUCUGAUGACUAUCCACACAAGUAACAAAAGUUUCUCAGGAGCAGAACUGAUUUUGUUAUUUAUUUCGUCCAGAUGUCUCAUCUCUGUAGGGGAUUGCUUUAUAUGUCAGUCCGAGGGUUUUCAGCGGCCAGAUUGAAUGGCCAGGCUGUUAGCUAUAGCCCAUGUCACAGUUUCCUCAUGCCCCUCUAAAAAUGGCCCUAACUGCAGCAAUUCCCAUCAGGACUUGGAGGCAAAAGUCUACAAAGGUGUGCAUUAAUACAUCGACAUCAUCAGUACAUGCAGUAAGGAGUUGUAGGGGCCCCAAGGGACUUCUCCAUAGUCAGGCUGGGGUAAGUGUCUCAGUGAGAGUGACCUCAGGCCCAAAGUAUACCUCACUGGACUUUAAUUUUAACACAAGGCCUUUGCUCCUCGUUGGUAACAGAGGAAUUAGGCUUAAUCCUCAAUCUUAAUUAUUUCUGAAAGAUCUGGGAAAAGUUGGCAGAGCCCUCACUCAUUUAUGGGGCCACACCUCCAUCACACCAAGUGCAAGCGUGGGUCCAGCCCAGUUACCUGGUAACCUGGAGGUGGGCCCCCUCUUUUAGUUUUCCCCUUACCAUUGCAGCUACAGCUGGGUUGCUGUUCAGUUACCUUGGUGGGGGCAGCUGUCAGAGAAUUCUGAGGUCUCUUCAAGGUCGCUCAACACAAGCUAUCCUGACGGGCUUUUUACUCCUGUUUUUUCUUUUUUCCCUGCUGUUUUAACUCUUGCUUUGCACUGGGUGUUACAGGGCGUUCUCAGUGCCAGAGACCUGUUUAUCCCCUCCAAGUAGCUCCAGUCCCAUGCUCUACCGAUUGAGCUAGCCAGGCUUGGCUGGCCACCCCAGGAUUUCUCCCACAGAAAAGCAUACGGGCCAGACCUCCCCACAUAGAGGUCGUUGGCCACCCCAGGAUGUCCCCCGAAAAUGCCUCUUGCUUCCACAAACGGGGCACUAAUGUUUCAGGGGAGGAGGAGUAUGCUGCCCGCAAACCCUCCAGUUGUAGCUCUGCUUCCAGCUGCCUAGUUAGGGCCCUAGCGGCUGGCUCCGCAUCGGACGCCCCUCUCAGCGCUGCCAGUAGAAGCCACCCCACACAAGCCGCCUCGGUAUGGCAAUGUGGCUUUUGCUUUGGGGACUCCCAAGAAUAUCGCCAUGCCCACAACAGCAGCCACACAACUCCCGCAACCAAACCACGAACAACCUUUUCUUUCUCAGCAUGCAAAGGCUUUAGUAACUGCAACAAUCCCUGUGGCACUUUAGGGGUGUCCCCAUACUCAUGCACAGGUCCCCAGGCACCAACAGCCUGGGCUAGUGGUCCCAGGGUAUGCGUCCCUGGCCACCCUGGGAUUUCCCCCAGUGGAGCCCGCUUUUCCCCAUGCAUCUGGGAAGGCAUGGUGUGCCCUUCAGAUCCUGCUGACUGCGCCACUUGUCGGGGAACAGCCCCAGCAAGGGAAGACCCUCGCUGUGCAUCCUGGCAGAUAAUCCGAAGAACUGACACAUAGCCCUUUCCAGAUUCAUACAUUUAUUCAGGGAAACUUACUGACAUGGGCAAGCAGCUGCUGUCCAGUGGCGGCCGGCUGGAGUUUUUCCUCCACCACCUAGCAAGGGACCCAAGCUUAUAUACCAUUCCAGCUGGGACCAAGGUUCAUCGUUUUCUCCCACGUCCUUGGGCAGUCAGUGUUCCCAGGGACUUCAUGUCCAGGCCCAGAUGUUUUCCUUCUUGUUGCUAAGGCAUUCUUCAGCCUUGACCGCUGGCUCAGUCAUGCCACUCCCGGCUUUGUACCUUAGCCUGAGUCCAUUCCGAAUUCAUCCCCAGCAUGCUUCAGGGAAGACCAAAGCUAACUCCAUUAGGGAGGGAAUGCAUAUAGCUGAAUAGCAUUACCCUACACAAGGACACAAAGUGAUUACAAGCCUAAGAGACAGAAAUGGCCACAUAAACCAGAGACUACAUCAGCCUGAGACCAGAAGAGCUAGAUGGUGCCCAGCUACAACCGAUGACUGCCCUGACAGGGAACACAGCAGAGAACCCCUGAGGAAGCAGGAGAGCAGUGGGAUGAAGAUCCCAAAUUCUCAUAAAAAGACCAGACUUAAUUGUCUGACUGAGACUAGAAGGACCCCGGUGGUCAUGGCCCCCAGACCUUCUGUUGGCCCAGGACAGGAGCCAUUCCCGAAGCCAACUCUUCAGACAUGGAUUGGACUGGACAAUGGGUUGGAGAGGGAUGCUGGUGAGGAGUGAGCUUCUUGGAUCAGGUAGACACUUGAGACUAUGUUGGCAUCUCCUGCCUGGAGGGGAGAUGAGAGGGUGGAGGGGGUUAGAAGCUGGCGAAAUGGACACGAGAAGAGAGAGUGGAGGGAGGGAGCAAACUGUCUCAUUAGGGGGAGAGCAAUUGGGAGUAUGCAGCAAGAUGUAUAUAAGUAUUUGUGUGAGAGACUGACUUGAUUUGUAAACUUUCACUUAAAGCACGAUAAAAAUUUAAAAAAAAAGGUUUAUGCAAAAAAAAAAAAAAAAGAAAGAAAACAUUGCCGUAGUUGAUUCUGACUCAUAGUGACGCUAUAGGACUGAGUAGAACUGCCCCACAGAGUUUCCAAGUAGUGGCUGGUGGUUUGAACUGCUGACCUUUUGGUGAACCCCCAUAGCUUUUAAGCACUGCAGUGAGGUUACCAUUUACAACACAUAUUUCUGGGGGAUACAAAUUCAGUCCAUAACACCAGACUUACCAAACACAAAUACAGGACGCCCAGCUAAAUUUGAAUUUCAAAUAACAACGAAUAAUUAUUUAGUACAAGUAUGUCAAAAA